UUAGGUGAUAAUUGGAGAUGAUUUUCCAUAGGCUUUUUUCAAUUGGGGUUCGAAUGAUCUACAGCGAUCCACAGUAAGGGAACGUAUAUGCAGCAAAGACGUGUUAGCGAGUAGCAACGUUGGCUGCAGAAUAUCAAGCGCAAAUCGCCAUCCUGACAGCCUCAAAUGUAGAGCUGAAAACUGAGCUACAGAAUAUGAAGCAGGGUCAGAAAAGUGAUUUUGACCUUCUAAACAAGCAGAUUAAAGACCUUGAAACCAAAGUAAGUCAAUUACAAACUGUAUGUUCUCCCGUCCUAAUUGCCCAGCAAUUGCAUACCAUUGUACCAGCAGCUGAUCGUCUAGACUCAAAUAAUCCACUUAUUGAUAAACAAGGAGAUCAGCCGACCAGUAAUCCAGAAAAUCCAAACACAACGGUUGUUGAUAAACAACGUGAUAAAACAGCUGAUGACUGUGGAAACCAAAACAUAAACACGGGUACUAAUAAACAACAUCAAUCUCUCACAGAGCUCCCACUGCCAUCCAUUGGUAGGGGCCGUGGAAGGGGUCGUAAUGCCUCGGCACCGGAAGGGCGUAAUCCAGGUAUUAGCCAUCAAAAGAGUGGGAUGACAAAAUCGACCAAACAUGCAGAGCUCAGACCAGAUAAACGUCGGGACCAAGACAAACGUCGUAUCGAGGUCGUGAUUGGCACAAAUCCAAACAAGGAAGAUGAACCAUCUCAACUCUGGACAGAUGUUGUUCGUCGAAAGAGACCACCGACAAAUAACAAUACAAAGUCAUCUGACAAAGAUAUACCAGUGCCAAAAAGAUCAAGUAGAUCCCUUAGAGGGGUCCAGCGUGAAAAAGGAAUCACAUUGUACGUGGAGAACAUUGAAAAAGAUGAUAGUGACAGUGACGAUGAUAUUAAGCAGCAAGUUAUACAACAAGCUAAACAUCACAAUAUACGCAUCAUGCAAUGCUACGUAAUACACAAUAGGGUGUCACAAUACAGUGUAGGUUAUAAAAUUGUGGUACCACUUUCUUGUGGACAACGUGCACAACUGCAGAGCACCUGGCCUGCGCCAAUUAAAUGCAGGGAAUGGGUGUCAAAGCGGAAAUGGGAUAAUGCCCCGUUCAUUGAUUCUGAAUUUGACCAGGAUGACAUCUAUAGAUCUACAAAAGAAUAUGAUAGUGUAAACAGUGAGCGUCGCUAUUAUGCGUA
This is a messenger RNA of Owenia fusiformis, 1198 nucleotides long. Lineage: Eukaryota; Metazoa; Annelida; Polychaeta; Sabellida; Oweniidae. The record is from the annotation of a GenBank genome assembly.